AUGAGCAGUGAAAAGGCAAUUGAACUGACCGUCCUGAUCGACGCGACAACGCGCAGCCCAGAGUGGCAGGGCCAUGCUGGUGGAAAUCGCCAAGUUCAGUGCAGUCCACGUGAAGCAGGCUUACAACAACAGGUACCUGUCUAUAUUGUGAGCCGCGAUCGCGACUCUACCAUGCUUACCUCACGUAUCCGUGAGUUUGGCUUGCUUGUGUACGGCCUCGGGGAGCGCGAAACGCUCUUAUCCACCUACUAUCAGUUCAUUUACAUGGAGAACCUGGGGCCGAAUCCAAAAGCUAACCUCGGCCAUAUGCCCGGCACUGCCAGAAGGAGCGCACUGCCAUGA
Molecule: messenger RNA, 342 nt
Organism: Clonostachys rhizophaga
Lineage: Eukaryota; Fungi; Ascomycota; Sordariomycetes; Hypocreales; Bionectriaceae
Source: the annotation of a GenBank genome assembly